CACAGAGAGAGAGAGAGAGAGAGAGAGAGAGAGCACUGUUUCAGCCAUGGCCGACAAAUCGGUCCCAUCGACCACCAGAUCCAUCAUCAUCAUCAUCACCGAUUUCAUCCCUCAAAUAUCACAAUUUGAAGACUCGUCGAAUACAUUUUCUCAACACCUCUCUCUCUCUCUCUCUCUCUCUCUCUCUCUCUCUCUCGCGUCUCUGUUCUCUGUGAUUCUGGAAGAAAGGCUCUGUUUCAAUGGGUGAUGAAGGAGGGUCGGAGGCGGUGGAGCUGGAGCUGGGACUCGGGCUCAGCCUAGGCGGUGGCGGCGGGUGGGGCGCGUGCGGGCGGAUUCUGACAGCGAGAGACUUUCCCUCUGUUGGGUCGAAGAGAGAUGCCGAGUCCGUCUCUCACGACUCUGGCGCCUCUCCUCCUCGUUCCAGUCAAGUGGUCGGAUGGCCGCCGAUAGGGAUUCACAGGAUGAACAGUCUGAUCAACCAAUCCAAAUCUCUAAGGCCGGAAGACGACGAAUCAGAACGAGAUCAAGAACACGAGAGAAACAGCAACGAGGAAGAAGACGAUGAUCACAGCCAUGGAGAUGAAGACCCGAGGAAGAAGACGGCGAAUCGGAGGAAGCACGAGAAAGCGAGAUCUGGGUUUGUGAAAGUGAAUUUGGACGGGAUCCCGAUCGGGAGAAAAGUCGACCUGAAUGCUCAUUCUUGUUACGAGAGUUUGGCUGUCGCUCUUGAGGACAUGUUCUUCAGCUCCAACUCGAACACAACUGGGACAUGUUGUGAGAAGGAUAACCAGAAGAAACCGAAGCUUCUAGAAGGAUCUUCGGAUUUCGUACUGACUUACAAAGAUAGAGAGGGAGAUUGGAUGCUAGUUGGAGAUGUUCCUUGGAGGAUGUUUGUGGGUUCUGUAAGAAGGCUAAGGAUCAUGAGAACUUCUGAGGCAAAUGGACUUUGUGUCUAAACCCUAGCAAAGUUGAAGUCUUUGCAGAGGUAACUUGUGUUCCAAGUUUCUAGGAGACAAGAAGAGAAACAAGACAUGGAGAGGGGAAUCAAAGAUUAUAUAGAAGCUUAAAAUCAAAGUUUUUUUAAAAAAAAAAAAAAAAAGAAAAAGGAAAGGAAAUAUGUUUUGUUUGUCAUUAUGUUUUGUUUGGUCUUUCAACCGUAUUUUAUAUAUUUUUGUACUUUUAAUUUGCAAA
Molecule: messenger RNA, 1191 nt
Organism: Tarenaya hassleriana
Lineage: Eukaryota; Viridiplantae; Streptophyta; Magnoliopsida; Brassicales; Cleomaceae
Product: auxin-responsive protein IAA13-like
Exons: 4
Coding region: 240-956 (238 amino acids)
Biological process (GO): regulation of DNA-templated transcription
Cellular component (GO): nucleus
Molecular function (GO): protein binding
Source: RefSeq, a predicted model, not a curated record